Esox lucius (northern pike) is the source of this 7965-nucleotide messenger RNA. Its product is annotated as dedicator of cytokinesis protein 9. Gene Ontology annotation, molecular function: guanyl-nucleotide exchange factor activity. Lineage: Eukaryota; Metazoa; Chordata; Actinopteri; Esociformes; Esocidae. The coding region runs from base 378 to 6812 and encodes 2144 amino acids. Gene Ontology annotation, biological process: positive regulation of GTPase activity; small GTPase-mediated signal transduction. The transcript is spliced from 56 exons. The record is from RefSeq and is a predicted model, not a curated record.
ACACUGUUUCCAGAACGAAGCACGCAGAUUACGCCUUCUGUCUGGCGUCUAGUGCACCGACGAUAGGGAGACCGACUAGGGACAGCAGUAAUGAGACGGUGACAGCACCGAAGAUUGGUUCAUAAUGAGAGCAAUAACUCAGCGGGCAAUGUAACCGAUGCGGGCUAACAGAAUAGGCUACAACUUUCACUAGUAAUUGUUGCAAAUUAUGAGAUCAAAAAGCCAAGAUGAACCAUCACAAUAUGAUCCAGUUUCAAACUCAAGGUGCGCACUAGCGUGGACUGCGAAACGGAAAGGCCGGCUGAUGAAUUCAAAUGUUACUAUUCUUUGACGUUUUAGCAAUUGAUAAAUAAAUUAAUGAAAGGCAGAACUCGAAAAUGUCUGUUCCAGUACAUCCGGAGACCCGGAAAUUUACAAGGGGACUAAGUAAACCUGGUACUGCGGCUGAACUAAGGCAAAGUGUCUCGGAGGUUGUCAGGACGUCCGUACUAGUUGUGAAGCCCAAAGUCAUCGAGCCGCUGGACUAUGAGAGUGUGCUGGUCCAGAGGAAGACCCAGAUCCUCAGCGAUGCCCUCCGAGACAUGCUACAGUUCCCCUUGGAGGACUUCCAGAUUGCGACUCAGAGACGCCAAGGAAGAACUCUCUACCCCACAGUGCCUGAGAAUGCAGAGAAAGAGGCGCAGAGUCUGUUUGUCCAAGAGUGCAUCAAGACCUACAACUCUGAUUGGCAUGUCGUCAAUUACAAGUAUGAGGACUACUCGGGAGACUUUCGUCAGCUUCCAAACAAAGUUUCCAGACCAGACAAACUUGCUGUCCAUGUUUUCGAGGUGGAUGAAGAUGUCGAUAAAGAUGAGGACACAGCCUCCCUAGGUUCCCAGAAGGGGGGGAUCACCAAGCAUGGCUGGCUGUACAAAGGCAACAUGAACAGUGCCAUCAGUGUCACCAUGAGGUCUUUCAAGAGGAGGUAUUUCCACCUAACACAGUUGGGGGAUGGUUCUUACAACCUGAACUUCUACAAGGAUGAAAAGAUCUCCAAAGAACCCAAAGGAACCAUCUUCCUGGACUCCUGUAUGGGCGUUGUUCAGAACAACAAGGUGCGGCGCUUUGCCUUUGAGUUGAAGAUGCAGGACAAGAGCACCUACCUGCUGGCUGCUGACAGUGAGGGAGAGAUGGAGGACUGGAUUAACACACUCAACAAGAUACUGCACAGCAGUUUUGAGAUCGCAAUGCAGGAGAAGAGAAAUGGCGACAUCCAUGAUGAUGAUGAGCUGGGAAAAGCAGAUAGUUCGUUGGGGAGCAUGGACAGCUUUCAGAGUGCAAGAGAUAUUGAAUCUAAAAUGAGAAAUGAAACCAGAUUGAAGCUGUUCACCUUGGACCCUGACACACAGAAACUUGACUUCUCAGGUAUCGAACCGGAAAUAAAGCCGUUUGAGGAGAAGUUUGGCAAGCGCAUUUUGGUCAAUUGCAAUGAUCUGGCCUUCAACCUGCAAAGCUGUGUAGCAGAGAACGAAGAGGGACCAACAACAAAUGUAGAGCCCUUCUAUGUGACCCUGUCACUGUUUGACAUCCAGAACAGUAGGAAGAUCUCAUCCGACUUUCAUGUGGACCUGAACCACCCGUCCGUCAGGCAGCUGGUGGCCAAUCCCAACAGCCAGUAUAUGAACGGGGGCGGGGAGGCUGUGCUGGGGGCCCAGAGGGGGGUCCACGGUCUGCCUGAAGGGGCGAUGCAGUACCCCAGACAGGGAGUGUUCUCUGUAACAUGUCCCCACCCGGAUAUCUUCCUGGUAGCUCGCAUUGAGAAGGUCCUCCAGGGAGGAAUCACCCACUGCGCUGAACCCUACAUGAAGAGCUCAGACUCAACCAAAGUGGCACAGAAGGUCCUGAAAAAUGCCAAGAUGGCCUGCAGCCGGUUGGGUCAUUACAGGAUGCCGUUUGCAUGGGCUGCCAGGCCUCUAUUCAAAGAUGCAUCGGGGACACUGGACAAAAGUGCUAGAUUCUCUGCCAUCUAUAGACAGGACAGCAACAAGCUGUCCAGUGAUGACAUGUUCAAACUGCUGGCUGACUUCAGAAAGCCAGAGAAGAUGGCCAAGCUCCCUGUAAUCUUAGGAAACCUAGACGUUACCAUUGACAAUGUUGCCCCUGAUUUGACAAAUUGUGUUACCUCGUCCUACAUUCCUGUGAAGACUUUUGAGAGCAGUGAGAAGACCAAAAUCUUCUUUGAAGUGGAGGAGUUUGUUCCCUACAUAGCCAAGUGCUCCCAGCCCUUCACCACCUACAACAAUCACCUCUAUGUAUAUCCGAAGCACCUGAAAUACGACAGCCAAAAAUCCUUCACAAAGGCUCGAAACAUAGCUGUCUGCAUCGAGUUCAAGGACUCUGACGAGGAGGAUGCUGUCUCGCUCAAAUGCAUCUAUGGUCGACCAGGAGGUCCCCUGUUUACCAAAACUGCCUUUGCUGCAGUAUUACAUCACCAGCACAGCCCAGAGUUUUAUGACGAGUUUAAGAUGGAGCUGCCCACCCAGCUCAAUGAGAAACACCAUCUGCUGUUUACCUUCUAUCACAUCAGCUGUGACAGCAACAGCAAGGCCAGCACCAAGAAGAGAGACAUGGUGGAGACACAAGUGGGUUAUGCUUGGCUCCCUCUACUGAAAGACGGCCGAGUGAUCAUGAACGAGAGCCACAUCCCUGUGGCUGCCAACCUGGCCGCUGGCUACCUCAGCUGUCAGGAAGGGGUCAGCAAGCAGCAUCCUGAAAUCAAAUGGGUGGAUGGAGGCAAACCUCUGUUUAAAGUGUCCACUCACCUGGUGUCCACAGUGUACAGUCAGGAUCAACAUUUGCACAAUUUCUUUGCCCACUGUCAGAGCACAGAGCCAGCAGCCCAGGUGGCAGGGGGAGAGCUGGUCAAGUACCUAAAGAGUCUUCAUGCAAUGGAGAGUCAUGUUAUGAUCAAGUUCUUGCCCACUACGCUCAACCAGCUGUUUCGCGUGUUGACCAGUGCCACCCAUGAGGAGGUGGCGGUCAACGUCACCAGAGUCAUGAUUCACAUUGUAGCCCAGUGCCAUGAAGAGGGGUUGGAGCACUACCUGCGAUCGUACGUAAAGUAUGUGUUUAAGACCGAGCCGUACACAUCCGCGACCGCGAGAACAGUGCACGAGGAGCUGGCCAAAGCCAUGACUGCAAUUCUAAAGCCUUCAACAGACUUCCUCACCAGCAACAAGCUGCUAAAGUACUCCUGGUAUUUCUUCGAAGCCUUAGUGAAGUCCAUGGCCCAGUACUUGAUUGAGAGUGGUAAAGUCAAGCUGUCUAGGAACCAGCGUUUCUCUGCUGGCUUUCACCACACUGUGGAGACACUGGUCAACAUGAUGAUGCCCCACAUCACCCAGAAGUACAAAGACAACCUGGACGCAGCCCGGAACGCCAACCACAGCCUGGCAGUCUUCAUCAAGAGAUGUUUCACCUUAAUGGACAGAGGCUUUGUCUUCAAACAGAUCAACAACUACAUCCAUUGUUUUAUGCCCGGGGACCCCAAGACUUUGUUUGAGUUCAAGUUUGAGUUUCUGCGUGUCGUAUGCAACCACGAGCACUACAUCCCCUUGAAUCUACCAAUGCCUUUUGGAAAAGGGAGAAUACAGAGAUUCCAAGCUUUACUUUCUCCCAACAUGGAGUCAUACGAUACUCCUGUAGAUCUUCAGUUGGACUACUCGCUAACAGAUGACUUCUGUAAAAACCACUUCCUGGUUGGACUGCUGCUGCGGGAAGUGGGCGCAGCCUUGCAGGAGUUCCGGGAGAUCCGGCAGAUAUCCAUCCACGUGCUCAAGAACCUGAUGGUCAAGCAUACCUUUGAUGACCGCUACACAUCCAAGAGCCAGCAGGCUCGGCUGGCCACCCUCUAUCUGCCCCUGUUUGGUCUGCUACAGGAGAACGUCCAUAGGCUCAAUGUGAAGGAAGUGUCCCCAUUCCCCAUCAACCACUCUAACAAUAAUGGGAGAGAUGACCCACUCGUUGGUAACUCCAUGAUAAUGACACCCCCCAGGUCCAGUACUUUGUUAGACAACAGUUUACACAAGGACGUGUUCGGAGUCAUCUCUGGCACUGCCUCCCCCCACGCGUCCUCCACCCCCAAUAUUAACUCUGUCCGCCAUGCUGACUCCCGGGGAUCUUUAAUCAGCACAGACUCUGGAAACAGCCUUCCUGAGAAGAGCAUCGACAAGCCCAACUCUCUGGAGAAGAACCAGCCAGCCUCAACUCUGGGGAGCAGCCUGCUUCGUUGCGAUAAGCUGGAUCAGUCUGAGAUUAAGAGCCUGCUCAUGUGCUUCCUACACGUCCUCAAGAGCAUGUCGGAGGAUGCCCUGUUCACAUACUGGAACAAGGCCUCAUCUGCAGAGCUUAUGGACUUCUUCACACUUGUCGAGGUUUGUCUCCACCAAUUCAGAUACAUGGGAAAGAGAUACAUCGCAAGGAACCAGGAAGGGGUGGGACCCAUAGCACCACAUGAGCGGAAGUCUCAGACUCUGCCUGUGUCCCGUAACAGGGCGGGAAUGAUGCAUGCCCGCUUACAGCAGCUCAGCAGCCUGGAUAACUCAUACACAUUUAACCACACCUAUAGUCACUCGGAUGCUGACGUGUUGAACCAGUCGGUCCUGGAGGCCAACAUCGCCACUGAAGUUUGCCUGACUGUGCUGGACACCCUCAGCAUCUUCAUUAUGGGAUUCAAGACCCAGCUCUGUUAUGACCAUGGGCACAACCCGCUAAUGAAGAAGGUGUUUGAGGUGCACCUCUGCUUCCUGCAGAUCAACCAAUCAGAGACGGCCCUGAAGCAGGUUUUCACCUCGCUGCGAACUUUCAUCUACAAAUUCCCCUGUACGUUUUUUGAGGGUCGUGCGGACAUGUGUGCCUCGUUCUGCUAUGAGAUCCUGAAAUGCUGCAACUCAAAGCUGAGCUCCAUCCGCAGCGACGCCGCCCACCUGCUCUACUUCCUCAUGAAGAGUAACUUCGACUACACGGGACGCAAGUCCUUCGUUCGCACUCACUUACAGGUGGUGAUCGCGGUCAGUCAGCUGAUCGCCGACGUCAUCGGCAUCGGAGGGACACGUUUCCAGCAGUCCCUGUCCAUCAUCAACAACUGUGCCAACAGUGACAAGACCAUCAAGAACACAGCGUUUCCGUCAGAUGUGAAGGACCUGACCAAGCGGAUCCGGACAGUGUUAAUGGCCACAGCUCAGAUGAAGGAGCAUGAGAGGGACCCAGAGAUGCUGGUGGACCUGCAGUACAGCCUGGCCAAGUCAUACGCCUCCACACCCGAGCUACGCAAGACCUGGUUGGACAGCAUGGCCCGGAUCCACGUGAAGAACGGGGACCUGUCUGAGGCAGCCAUGUGUUACGUGCAUGUGGCCGCGCUCGUGGCCGAGUACCUUCGGAGAAAAGGUGCGUGUGCCGUCAGUGGCAGAGAUGUUGCUGAUUCCACGGUGCCACUUUCUAUUUUGGAGGCAGGAGCACUUCAGAAAGGGUUGUUGAAUGGCAUGUUCAAGCAGGGCUGCUCCGCCUUCCGUGUUGUCACUCCUAAUAUUGACGAGGAAGUGUCUAUGAUGGAGGACGUGGGUAUGCAGGAUGUCCAUUUCAACGAGGAUGUCCUGAUGGAGCUCCUGGAGGAGUGCGCUGAUGGCCUGUGGAAGGCUGAGCGCUAUGAGCUCAUCUCGGACGUCUACAAACUCAUCAUCCCAAUCUAUGAGAAGCGUAGGGACUUCGAGAAACUGGCUCACCUGUAUGACACCCUCCAUCGCGCCUACAGCAAAGUGACAGAGGUCAUGCACACGGGCAAGAGGUUGCUGGGAACAUUCUUCAGAGUGGCUUUCUUUGGCCAGGCAGCGCAGUACCAGUUUACUGACUCUGAGACUGAGGGUUUCUUUGAGGAUGAAGAUGGAAAGGAGUACAUCUACAAAGAGCCCAAAUUCACCCCACUUUCGGAGAUAUCUCAGAGGCUACUCAAGCUCUAUUCUGACAAGUUUGGCGCUGAGAAUGUCAAGAUGAUUCAAGACUCUGGGAGGAUCAACCCUAAAGAUCUGGACUCAAAGUAUGCCUACAUCCAGGUGACCCAUGUCACUCCGUUCCUGGAAGAGAAGGAGCUGGUGGACAGGAAGACCGACUUUGAGAAGAGCCACAACAUCCGGCGCUUUGUCUUUGAGAUGCCCUUCACGGUGUCUGGGAAGAAGCAGGGCGGCGUGGAGGAGCAGUGCAAACGCAGGACCAUCCUAACCACAACCCACUGUUUUCCGUACGUGAAAAAGCGUAUAGCUGUGAUGUACCAGCACCACACAGACCUAAACCCCAUUGAGGUGGCCAUAGAUGAGAUGAGCAAGAAGGUGGCUGAACUGAGACAGCUGGUUUCUACAAAUGAGGUCGACAUGAUCCGCCUGCAACUCAAACUACAGGGCAGCAUCAGUGUUCAGGUAAACGCAGGUCCCCUUGCAUAUGCCAGAGCUUUCCUGGAUGAUGCUAGCACCAAGAAAUAUCCUGACAACAAGGUCAAACAACUUAAGGAGGUCUUCAGGCAGUUUGUGGAGGCGUGUGGCCAUGGCCUGGGCAUCAAUGAGCGGCUGAUCAAAGAGGACCAGCAAGAGUAUCAUGACGAGAUGAAGGCCAAUUACAGAGACCUGGCCAAAGAGCUGUCCGCCAUCAUGCAUGAGCCGAUCUGUCCUGUGGAAGAUGGCAUGAAAAGCGUUCUUCCAGACUCCCUUCACAUCUUCAACGCCAUCAGUGGUACGCCUAGCGGUGCCACCAUCUCGGGCAUGCCCAGCUCCUCCUCCGUGGUUUGAGACCCGCCGGGAUUGGCUGACCCCUGACCUCAACACUCAGAAUGUGCACAUCAACCAGGCGCUGCCAUGAGCCACGUUCCUGCUUCUCUGCUCCCCUUAUCACGUUUGGCUAAACUGAGACAAUAUCCUUGACCUUGAAACCUUCUUUCACACCCCCUCUGUCUUGUGCCAUGGGCCAGGACAAAUGACAAAGUUGUUUUACUGUUCUAUACAGUCCAGACACUCUGGGAGGGAUGGGACCUGGGACAUUCAUACAUUAGGAUGAAUUUAGCUAAACUAAAGGAGUGCCACGUGAGCAGUGAGGGGAGCGGGCCAACGUGAAGAGGUUACAGACAUAGUAUGAGGGGGACUGGUGUACCCUCCGCCCUGGCCCGAAUGGGGUAACCUUCAACCUGGACUGACUGAGGGGCCCCGCAUUGAACUGUUGGUGUUCCAUGAUGAAUAUGACAUCACUGGUAGUGUUUCCUGUGGAGACGUCUCUUUAGGGUUCCUUGAAGAGACAAAAAUUUGCAUGUGAUGUCACCCUCAGCCUACAGUCUUUCAUUUUUAUUAGUUUGUUUUGAUAAUUUGUCUUCUGCUCUGAACUCUUUAAGGGAUUUUUUUUUUAUGUACAGUAUUCAACUUGGAUAAGUCUGUAUUGAUGUCGAACUGUAUAUGCUGCAUACAUUGGCAUUCAUCUCUCUGUACAUGCACACGAACACUUGUUAUAUUUCUACAAAGCUGCAAAUUAUCGGAAAAAGAGCCUCCUAUGAAAAUGUUAGCAUUUAACCUCAAUCACUUAAAUGUCUUAGAAUGGUCAUUUAAAAAAAUAUUUAAAGCCAUUGCAUAUGAGUAUAUUCCAAGUUGUUUUUUCUUGUAUUUAAAAAUGGAGUGCAAUAUUUGUCUCUUGCAAGGUAUCUCUUGCUGUAUUAGAUCCAGUUGUGUGUAAAGAUGUUCAACCUUCUUGCCAAAGCAAUGGGGUGUGGAUCCAGAGACGAGGCCUACCGUGGAAGUUAUUUUACCAUUUUAGUGUUCAUUAAAAUGUUAAAGAAAUCAUUUUAUAUUUGGGAUGCAAUGGGUUUUUAUUUUUAUUUAACAGAAAGUCACUGUUCUGCUGUAAACAGAAAUGUUCCCUAAUGCUUUUCCUUUAAAUAAAAUUCACUCAUUCUCUGCA